GUGUUUCUUGUUUUUCAAGUGUUUGUAUUGAAUAAUUGCAAUUUUAGCAACACGCGUUCAUCUAUGUCUUACCACUUAUCAAAAAGAGAAAUGUAUGCAACUAAAAUGGCUGAGUAUAUAAAGAUCACCUUACGUAAAUUAAACUGACCUGAAUUAGCCAUACAGUUUACUUUUUACGCAAGCAGCGCAACCCUGAUCCAUAUCAAGCUGUCAAAAGCGUCAGUGGCACGAGGCUUAAUGCCUAUUGGUAGUUGCCGUUGUGACAGGGAGGGUCCAUCUCACUAGUCGAGGAGCAUCUGGAGCCGAUGUCAGACGAACAGAGCUUAAAAAUACGAAUUUAUGAGGUCAGUCCAUCGGCUUAUGGAGGCACAUAUUUAUUGUUGCAGAAAUGAAGAUCUGGAGCACAGAACACAUAUUCAGCUAUCCUUGGGAGACAGUGAUCAAAGCCGCCAUGAGGAAAUAUCCCAAUCCAAUGAAUCCCAGUGUCGUUGGAGUGGAUGUUCUUGAUAGGAACUUGGACACUAAUGGACGUCUACACAGUCAUCGGCUCCUGAGCACAGAGUGGGGUCUUCCAGGGGUUGUCAGAGCGAUUUUAGGGACAAAUCGAACCAUGACAUAUGUAAAAGAACAUUCCAUUGUGGACCCAGACGAAAAGAAAAUGGAACUUUCCUCAACAAACAUAACCCUAACAAAUUUAAUAUCUGUUGACGAAAGGCUUGUCUACAGACCUCAUCCAGAAAAUCCAGAGGUAACGGUAUUAACCCAAGAGGCGAUUAUCACAGUGAAAGGAGUCAGCCUCAGCAGUUACCUGGAGGGGUUAAUGGCUCUAACAAUGUCAGCCAAUGCAAGGAAGGGAUGGGAUGCCAUUGAGUGGAUCAUUCAAAACUCUGAAAGAGAGAAUGUACCCCUGUGUGACCUGUGUUGAACAGUAAUGAUGUUUUCUCUAGCAUCUGUUUUAGAGCCUAUGAAUGAUGAACAUAUGAUUAGGACACAAACACACCAGCUCUGGAAUCAUGCACAGAUGAUCCGUCAAGACUUUAGUCCAGCUCUCUUUGUGUUAAUGGGUGCACGCUACAAGGGAAAUCACAUGUGCUAUUUUAUGCACUGUUGUGAAAAAGGGUUUAAAUCAAAUAAAUUUGCACUAUUACAGAAAAAUACUAAAUAGAGUUUUGAAUGUGGCAACAGAACAUGUAUGCACGGCACUGACUACCUCUUAUUUGGGAGUUAUUUUAAUGUGAUAAUAGGGGGGUCAAAUCGAUUUUGAAUUGUAAUGGAUCACAUGAUGCUAUUAAGUUUAAUGUCUUAUAAAUCUUUAUUGUGUGAAUGAGAGAGGUCAGUUUGUCUAAAUAAUAUUCAAGUUUGUUUCAGGAUUGUAAAAUGUGCAUGGAAAGUCUUAAAGUGUCAUUUAUUUAUAAUACCUCGCUAAAUCCUGUAGGAUGUGUACUUUUUGUAGUGUUUAAUUUAAAGAUAUUUAUUUUUGAAUAUUUUUUGAUGAAUCAUAAUUCCUCAUUAUUGGAAAAUGUUACAAUGUUUUUUAAUUAUUCGUUAUAGCUGUUUUUAUGUUCAUUGUAUCAGAUUUAAAAUAAUUUUACAACUCACUUAUUGCUUACAGUUACACUCAAUUUCUUUGAUUAUUUAAAAAAACAAAUGAUUUUAAAAUAGUCUACCUGUCAUUUAUAUUUAAAUGAUUGUCAAGCUCUAACAGAGCCCCCUAUUGGCAAGUAUUUGUAAAGCAAAUCAAUUAUUCAUUUUCAGUGAUUUUAAAUUGCACAUUUAAAAGAAAUGUCUGCUUAAAUGUGAUAUCUUGUCAUCUUUUGUUGUUACUUGGCUUACAGCAGUGUAAGAACCUUAUGUAUGAACCUUAUAAGUAUCUUAUUAGGGGCAAUAUUUGCCACAUGGUACAGCUUUAUAGGUGAUUUUAUUUCUUCCGAUAUAUACAGAAUAUUAUAGUUUUUGUCAUACAUUUCAAACCUGAAAACUUGCUUAAAAUUUUAAUACGAGCAUAUUUUCUAGUCUAGUGUAGAACAACUUGACCCGUCUGCAUAAAUCCCAGACCUGAACCCCACUUCUUUGGUAUGACUUGCAGGCUUAAAAACAAACACUGCACUUAAACCCAUGAAUGAUAGGGUAAAGUCAUUUCAGAAAAGAAAAAGACCCUUCCACAACUGUUGCAAAAAAGAUAGAAAACCAAAUUCUAAAUUAAGUAUGGUAUUGUAUGCAUUUGUACUUGUUUUGAUCAGAAUUACUAGAAUUGAUAAACAAACUUUUGUCCAUAUAGUGUAUGACUUAUUUCAAACUGAAAUCCGCUUUCUCACUGAUAUUUUAAUGCAAAUCUAAUUCAUCUUGGUAUGGGGGCAUAUAAUAAGAUAUAAUUAAUAUAAUAGAUCUAAGAUAAAAAAUAAAAAAUAAUAACACUAAUAAAGUGUCUUAAAUGACUCCAGAAUUUUGUUAUCCGCACUGGAAAUUUGGAUUUAAUUGCUA
This is a messenger RNA of Triplophysa dalaica, 2481 nucleotides long. RefSeq names its product PRELI domain containing 3A (gene prelid3a). The transcript is spliced from 7 exons. Gene Ontology annotation, biological process: phospholipid transport. Gene Ontology annotation, molecular function: phosphatidic acid transfer activity. NCBI's taxonomy places the organism in Eukaryota, Metazoa, Chordata, Actinopteri, Cypriniformes, Nemacheilidae. The coding region runs from base 389 to 925 and encodes 178 amino acids. The record is from RefSeq and is a predicted model, not a curated record. Gene Ontology annotation, cellular component: mitochondrial intermembrane space.